AGCACGGUGGGGAAUUCGGAGUCGCGAGAGAGAGAGAGAGAGAGAGAGAUGGGGAAGAGCAGAAUACUUAUAAUCGGAGCGACAGGAAAGCUAGGCUACGAUUUGGCCAAAGCCAGCCUUGAAUUCUCUCACCCAACAUUUGCUCUCGUACGAGACUCCGCCUUCUCUGACCCCCUCAAAUCUCACAAGCUCGAGUCCCUCUCCAAUGCCGGAGCCACACUCCUCAAGGGCUCGCUGCAAGAUGAAUCGAGCCUCAUGGAGGCGAUAAAGCAAGUGGAUGUGGUUAUUUGUGCUGUUUCUUCUAAACAAGUUCUCGAUCAGAAACUUCUUAUUUCUGCCAUCAAACAAGCUUGCUCCAUUAAGAGGUUCAUUCCAUCAGAAUUCGGAUUAGACCCAGAUAAGGUUCAAAUAUCAGACAUGGACUACAACUUCUAUUCACAGAAAGCUGAAAUUAGACGUCUUGUGGAAGCUGAAGGCAUUCCCUACACUUACAUUUCAUGCAACUACUUUAUGAGCUUUUUACUUCCUUCGCUCGUUCAACCUGACCUAGAGACUCCUCCAAGGGACAAUGUUACCAUAUUUGGUAAUGGAAAUACUAAAGCUGUAUUCGUUAAGGAAAGUGAUGUUGCUGCCUUCACAAUCAGUUCAGUGGAUGAUCCACGCACAUUGAAUAAGGUGUUGUAUUGGAGGCCCCCUGGAAAUGUACAUUCCAUGAAUGAGCUGGUUGCGAUUUGGGAGACUAAGAUUGGGAAGAAGCUCAAGAAGAUAUAUGUACCAGAAGAAGAGCUUCUUAGGAAAAUUAAAGAGAUCCCAUAUCCUGACAACAUGAAAAUGAUUUUCAUAUAUUCUACUUUCAUAAAGGGUGAUCAUACAUACUUUGAUAUCGAGUCAUCUGGCGGUGUUGAUGGGACAAAACUGUAUCCACAGCUGAAAUACACUACGAUCAGUGAAUUUUUAGACACCCAAUUGAACGGAGCACGGACGAGAAUGUUUUCCAAUGGUAGCGAAAAGCAAGAUCCUGUUCGUUGGAGGAACAUGAUGCAUCGGAAAAUUCGUUGGGGAAGCAAGCUCUAAGGUCGGUCAUGGUUUAUAGAAAAAAACUGCUAUGCUCCUUUAAUAAGUUACGGAUAUGAUUGGCAUGUGGCAGUGUGUCACACGUCUGUAAUAGUGACAAUAGGGACCAAAGUCAUAGCGGGCUAGGGUUGGGUAUUAUGAGUUUAGUAGAUGGGCUCAGCUCGUGGGUUAAGUGUUGGCUAAGUGGUCAUCUCUUUCAUUUGCAUGUUAUUGUUGAUUGGGUUAUGACCCACUUCCUACUUUGAUAGAUAUGUUAGGCUUAUUUUAUUUUACUUUUGUUUUAGGUGUUGGCCCUUAGCCCAUAAGUUAUAUGUAGUGAAUGUCCCUCUUGCAAGUAUAAGCAGAAUCUGAAUACAAUUUUGUUUCCCUUUUUAAUCCUCCUCUUCUUUUCUGUUGGAGGUUGCUCCCCUCGAAGUGAGCCAUUUCUCAGUGCAUUUUUAUCAAUCAUCACCAGUGUGUUACAAAGUAGUAUCGGAGACCCCAAUCUCUGUGCUACCGUGGAAAGAACUUUUUUUUAUCCUUCAACGAAGUCAAAGAGUCAAUGGAACGAAUUCAAGAAAACUUUGAAAUUCUCCAUCAACAUGUAAUUGAUGGCAGGAAGGAUUUUGAAGAGAAAUUUAGCCAUCUAGAGCAACAGCUUCGUGUGUUGCAGGAAGAAGAAGAACACACAACAGCUUCGUGGUGGACUUUCUAGCUAAGUGUGGGGCUGAAGGUUUGAACUCUGAUUGGUCUGAUAUUCACAUGUUGCCUAGCCUGUUAAGGGGUCUUCUCCGCAUGGACAAAUUGGGUAUGCCCUACCUGAGGAUAUCAUAAGCCUCUUGCCAGGUUUGUUUUGUGUUUUUUACUUGUCUAAUUUUGAUAUCUUGGUAUUUGCGUCUCUUUGUUCUUGUGUACUUGGUUUUUUGCAGGUUCCCCUCUUUGGCUUUCUCGGAAGUAGGUUAUAUAUAUUUCUUUAGGCUUAUACCCUAUAUAGUUACACUUGUUUUGAUGCCUGGGUGCUCUUUUUUUAGAUUUAGGUUUUUGUACCUCCCAGGUGUCGUGAUUGUAACCACGGUUUUCCUCCGCCAAAAGUGAGGGCAAUCAAUAAAAUUGGGGUUCCGUCCUCUUUAAAAAAAAAAAAA
Messenger RNA from Juglans regia (Persian walnut), 2195 nucleotides. RefSeq names its product probable pinoresinol-lariciresinol reductase 3. Lineage: Eukaryota; Viridiplantae; Streptophyta; Magnoliopsida; Fagales; Juglandaceae. Gene Ontology annotation, molecular function: oxidoreductase activity. The record is from RefSeq and is a predicted model, not a curated record. The transcript has 7 exons. Bases 49 to 1074 code for a protein of 341 amino acids.